Messenger RNA from Miniopterus natalensis, 2358 nucleotides. RefSeq names its product death domain containing 1 (gene DTHD1). Lineage: Eukaryota; Metazoa; Chordata; Mammalia; Chiroptera; Miniopteridae. The record is from RefSeq and is a predicted model, not a curated record. Gene Ontology annotation, molecular function: protein binding. Gene Ontology annotation, biological process: signal transduction.
AUGCGUGAUUCAUGCGGCACACGUGACAAAUGUCCUCCCCUGCGGACAAUGCCUGCCAUUCAGGGUCCGGCAGCCACAGGCGGCGCUGCAGGAGGGCAGGAGGGUGGCACGGGGACAGCUAAGGGCCCCCCGGCCGGGGAGGAAAGCCAGGGCGCUCCCCGGGACCCGGCACAGGCAAACGAAGCGCACGGGAGCUCGGGGUCAAGGGACAAAGGCAGCAAUGCAUCGGUGCAUGGGGACGUCGCUGGGCAGGAAGAGUCACAGAGCGAGCUGUUCCCAGAUAAUGCAGAGAAUGGGAAGGACAAACAAGCAGCCCACGCGCCCGCUGAGAGCAUGGCUGGCGACAGGGAAGGGACACAGGACCUCAUCCAGCCAGCAGCAGGAGAGGCCCAGGAGAGCUCAGACAGCCAGAGGGAAGAGCCUGCUGUGGCCUCAACGACAGGGGAUCCGGCCAAUGCACCUGCGAGCGGCCUGCCCGGUGAUUCCGAGAGGCUCAAGCAGGACCAGAGCGUAAUGCAAAAGGCGUAUCUUGACGUGCUGGGUGAUGAUAUGGGCCCCCAAGUGUCUUGUUACAUCAGGGCCCCAUCAUACCUUCUGCAACAUCUAGAAUGCCGAAUAAUUAAUAGCAUGAGUUCUUUAAUAGUGAGUGAUAAUGAAGAGUUGGUCAGCAAUGUCAUCACUGUUGAGUGCUCAGCUGUGGAAACAAGAAUUCCAUUUCCAAUAUGCAUCGCAAUCCCAUUCACCGCACGUUAUAGGGGAAAUUACAAAGACAUCAUGGUGAAAGUGUCCGACAUAAACCUCCAGUCAAGUUACCUGACCCCAAGUUCACUGGAAGGCGUGAGAGGAAGUUACAAGGGGACCUGUGCUGAAGUGAAAGUUUACAAGUUGGGUAUCUUUUCUGUCGUGUCUUGUUUAAAGAAAGAGUCCUUCACAGUAACAAAGAAAGGCCUCACUCUCAAGCCAAGCAUGGAUUCUCGGAUAUCUUUGCAUUACCCCCCAGGAGUUUUCAGCUCACCGGUGCUUGUACAAUUAAAGAUCCAACCAGUUGACCCAUCUCUGGUGGCAUAUUUAAAAACCCAGCAAGACACUUCCUACUCGGUACUGUCCACCAGCCCUCUGGUUCAUGUUCAGCACCCAUCAACACAUCCUUUCCAGAAGCCAGUCACUGUACUCCUACCUUGCUCUUCACACCCUGAUAAAAAGAAUUUUGGGUCUGAGAUAGAUCAUAAAAGACCAGCUAGUAUCACAACGAAAAGCAUCAUACCUUUAUACCUCAGCCGGACAAAAAGUGCUUCCAUAAGAAAACCUGGGAAUAAUGCCUGUGAAUCUUUGAAAUUACUGGGAUUCAGAAGCCGAGACAGUGCCUGGUUCGGGCUUGAUGAUGUUGUGGUGAGAACCACGCAGAGCGGCUUGAUUUCAUUUGAAAUGUGUGAACACAUAGAGAGGUUUAUCGUGCUCCACCUGUCUUCCACUGUGGACAACAGCCACUUGGUUUCUUUUGUGAAAUCUUUAGAGGAAGCCCUGCUCAGCACCAGUGCCUGCGUGGUUCUGUAUCACCGCAAAGACAAUCCACAGAGAGUGGUCGUUUCAGUGGUGCCGUCUAAAGAUUUAAACCAGGAGCUUAGGACUUUGCACUUGGAAGCCUUCUGUGGUCCUCCAGAGCCGUCUCGCCAUUUCCAGGUGAAAGAAGGAGAGCAACUUCUUUUAAGGUUCACUGGAAACAUAUUUGCCUCAAGUAACGGGAAGGAUUAUGGAAAAGACUACAAGCUUAUUUUUCAUUUACAAAGAAAACCCAGGCUGGAACUCCAAAUCAAAGAGGUGGAUGAGUUUGGCAACUACAGCUGCUCUCAUUAUAAGGGCACCAUUGUAGUUUAUAAGAUACCUAAAGAAAAGAUAGUCCACAACUUGGACCAGUCUCCCAUACUUAAUGAAAACCAUUAUCAGUUGCCAGUUUGCAAAUUACCAUUGAAAUUGCCCAAGCAUGAAAAAUUACUCAACCGGCCACAGAGUACCAAAAGAAUUUCUACAGAUCCAACAGAAGCCCUGUGGGAAAACUUGCUCUACUGGUUGGCAGAGGAGCUCUCGGAAGAAAACACCACGUGUCUCUGCUCGUCCCUCCCUCUUCGCCGCAGCACCAUUCAGCUCAUCAAACUGAAGAGCCCAGAUGACCUCACAGAACAGAUCCACGAACUUCUUUGCUUCUGGAAAAAGUCACUCCCAAAUUCCACUGAUAAACUCCGCCUUCUGGCCCGUCAUCUCCGCAAGAUCGGCAGGAGCGAUCUCUCCGAGGAGCUCAAGUUCAAGUGGGAAAAUAAAGUGUUCACCGACCUACAGCAGUGGUCUCAUGUGGCGGAGUGA